UCUCCGCCUCGACACCACCGGCCAUUAUCCGCAGAAUACGAGCGUUUCUUUCGUUUUGAGGCCGUUCUGCUCCACCUCUUUGAGACCAUGGACGAGGCAUCCCCGCCGUCUCUGACUGAUCUGUGCAUGACUCUGGUGAGCUCCAGGCUGGAGCUCUUCUGUGAGAUGCGUGAUGACGGCUCGCUCUCCUUCCGUGAGCCGCUGGUCUUCCCGCAGGAGCUGGCCGACCAACUGCUCUGCAAGAUGGCCACUGAAGGCCUGUUGAAUGACAGCACAGUGGGAAUCUUCCGAAGCUGCCAGCAGUUCCGGUUGCGUCACGCCUGCAUCCGCACCGCCCGAAUCUCCGCCGAGGCCUUCCACCGUGCCCUCUGCCUGCACCGCCUCGUGGAGCUAGAUGCUUCACGGGUCAACGCUGACCUCACCAUUGCCGACAUCCUUCGAGGUUUAUCAUCCAGUAAAACCUUGCAGGAGAGUCUGCAGCGGCUCGUCCUGAACGGCCUGACCAUGUCUUCUCUGGAGGAGCCCAGCUGUCGCUGUUUCAGUGCCAUGAAGGGGUUGCGUGCACUCAGUGUGUCCAGUGUCGACUUCUACGACUCGGGCUUGGUGGAUGUGUGCACGCUGCCUCGCUUGGAGAGUCUGGAUAUCUCCAACACCUCAGUGACUAACCUGACCCCGCUCCUGGGCUUGAGAAGCAGGCUACGCUACCUCACCAUGCACCAGCUCAAGAGGCUGGAGAUGACCACCGCUCAACUGCUGGCUGUGCUCAGUCAGGAAGUAGACUUUUCACACCAAAGUGCCAACUAUGAUUUCCCUUUGAACAGUUGUUCUGUUCCCCCCCCCCAGCUGCAGAAGAACUGCUUGCUGUCUCUAUGCAGUGAUCGAAUCUUGCAGGAGGUUCUCUUCAACAGGUUUGAAGCUGCCAAGCUGGUCAUGCAGUGGCUGUGUAACCACGAGGAUCAGAACAUGCAGAGGAUGGCUGUGGCUAUUAUCUCCAUCCUUGCUGCCAAGUUGUCCACUGAGCAAACUGCACAAUUAGGAGCUGAGCUUUUUAUCGUAAAGCAACUCCUGCACAUUGUGCGUCAGAAAACGUGUCAGGGUAUCGUGGACGCCACGUUGAAGUUCACACUCAGUGCUCUGUGGAACCUCACAGAUGAAUCUCCUACCACCUGCAGACACUUCAUAGAGAACCAGGGACUAGAGCUCUUCAUCAAAGUACUCGAGUCCUUUCCAUCAGAGUCGUCCAUUCAACAGAAGAUCUUGGGUUUACUGGUAAGAAACAGUGGGGGGGGUCAAAAUCCAGAGGUGGAGGUCAGUUAUUUUGCCGCAGGCAUCUUGGCCCACCUCACCUCACGGGGCGAGAAGGUGUGGACCCUCGACCUGUCACUCAGGACCACACUGCUAGAGCAACUGCAUUCAGCGAUUCUGAAGUGGCCAUCGCCGGAAUGUGAGAUGGUAGCAUACAGGUCGUUCAACCCUUUCUUCCCUUUACUGGAGUGCUUCCAGACCCCAGGAGUCCAGCUGUGGGCCGCAUGGGCCAUGCAGCACGUCUGCAGCAAAAAUGCGGGCCGGUACUGCAGCAUGUUACUGGAGGAGGGAGGACUGCAGCAGCUAGAGGCCAUGAGGUCACAUCCCAAAACCCACAGCGACGUGCUGCGAUUGGCUGAAAGCAUCCUUGACAGUUUGCAUCACCACAAAGCGCGCACAGGAUACACAGGACCGCCCAAAAUACACGCGCAUAGAGAGAAAAACGUUCCAUGACAAGAUCAGUGGUCUCUGGAUAGGACACCA
Sinocyclocheilus grahami is the source of this 1788-nucleotide messenger RNA. It is a transcript of the gene zyg11, whose product is annotated as zyg-11 family member, cell cycle regulator. The record is from RefSeq and is a predicted model, not a curated record. Gene Ontology annotation, cellular component: Cul2-RING ubiquitin ligase complex. The transcript is spliced from 14 exons. The annotation marks the transcript as partial. NCBI's taxonomy places the organism in Eukaryota, Metazoa, Chordata, Actinopteri, Cypriniformes, Cyprinidae.